CGGGCUUCGGCCGCGGAGGGCCGCGAAGAUGCUCGCUCUCCUGUGGCGGUGGCUGUGCGUGGGCCUGUGCAGCCUCCUGCUCGGGCGGGCGGAGGCCCCGAGCCCCUUGGAGCCGCCGGAGCGGAGUCGGCCAUACGCGGUGCUGCGUGGGCAGAACCUGGCUAACGGUCCGUACCAGGACUCCCGUAGCGCCUGCACUACUCUGUUGCCUGCCAGUUUACUGUUACUGGGCACCAUCUUUAGCAUCCUGUUGGUGACUGUGAUCCUGAUGGCAUUUUGUGUCUACAAGCCCAUUCGGCGUCGGUGACAGCUGAGCGAGCAAGUUCUUCCACAAGUAUUUGGGAACAGAUUAAGUUGUGUUAUGCGCAGGUCGGUGGAGAAAUUGAAAUCAGGACUCCUCAUUGGAAAUGACCUUUGGCCUGGACAGUUGGUAAAUGCUAAAUGUAGAUUAGACAUCUAGCAACUAGUUUUUCCUAACACUGUAUUGCAAGUAAUCAGCCCCUGUGUCUGCUUCUCAGUGUUUCUUUAUCUGGUUGUAGUUGUCAAAAAUAAGAUCUGAAGCACCAAGGAUCAGUGUGAAGAUGGAGUGUUCACAAGAAUUAAAACACAGUAACUCUGUAUGUGAUGUAAAAUGCCGCACUGGAAAGACCUAAUAAUCAUCAGUGUUUGAAAAUAUGACCAAGAGUAAGGCUUACUGUGUAGACGUUCCCAUUUAAGAACCAUCUGGUCAUAGUGGGUUAAGACUCAACAGUGUUUUUAACUAGAGUUGAUCUAGAACACACUGGUUGCAAAGCAGCAUCAGCUAUGGCACCCUCAAGCUGUCCCUGUUCAUGCUGCCUGGAACUCCCCACAGGUGCCCUCACUGAAGCCAGGCUUACAUCAGACGGCCCUUCUACCACGCACACUCUUGGGCUGCAAGGCUCUGGGCCAAACCCGAAAUGUUACCUGUUGGCCCAUUGGAGAAAGAACUCCAGACACAUUGAUCUCACUUGUGUUGUACUACAGUCUUUCCAGUCUGUGGCCUACAACUUGUGGCAGCUUUUCAGAUUUGGAAUCUAAAAGAGUCCAAAGGAGAUUCAGCCCUGGGGGCUUGUGAGGGGAGGGUGCAGGGAGCCUAAGCACAUGCUCGGGGUGCCCAGCAGGUGUGUAGUGUGUUUACAUACAAUUAAUUACAUUUAAUUUCGACUUUGAAAAUGCUGCUGUUAGUUUGCACUGUUGUUGAACUGGAUUUUCCCCUGAAAUGAUGCUUUCAUACUAACAAAGUUGUCAUCACUAUUUAUUUUAUUUUGAUGGUGCUAGUUUUAAUUUUCUGUUAUUAAAUUGAAAGUCUUAACUUGAGCUUCAUUCAGGCACGGCACUGGUUUCUUUAAACAACUUGUGCUUACUGUGAAAUAAUUGAUAUGGGAUGCUGUAACUGUUUGACUUCAGAAUUUUGUUUGAAACCCUACCAUUGAGCCAUUAAAAUGUUUAUUGCUCUGUGCUUGUAAGCAGAUUUUCAAUUAAAAUUAAAGUCCUACAUGCUAGUGUA
This is a messenger RNA of Condylura cristata (star-nosed mole), 1528 nucleotides long. Its product is annotated as chromosome unknown open reading frame, human C12orf76. Bases 29 to 307 code for a protein of 92 amino acids. The record is from RefSeq and is a predicted model, not a curated record. The transcript is spliced from 3 exons. Lineage: Eukaryota; Metazoa; Chordata; Mammalia; Eulipotyphla; Talpidae.